Aspergillus sclerotioniger CBS 115572 is the source of this 693-nucleotide messenger RNA. RefSeq lists its product as uncharacterized. The record is from RefSeq and is a predicted model, not a curated record. The transcript has 2 exons. The coding region runs from base 109 to 582 and encodes 157 amino acids. Lineage: Eukaryota; Fungi; Ascomycota; Eurotiomycetes; Eurotiales; Aspergillaceae.
UCUAUAUGGACUAACUAGCGGUGUAGGGAGGAGGGUCACGUGACCCUACGUUGCCUACCGGCGUGGGAGCCCAUCGGGGAUCCCAACAAGAUAUAUCGUUCUUACUGAAUGAAUAGUGUCCGAUUUACUUGGUGUGAGAGAAAGCUAUAUAAGGCCUAUGCCUCUUCUCAAUUAAUAGCGAACAGCCACUUCUGGAGAAGAAGAAAUACUGUACCGGAUUAUAGCCUAGGAUACAUUAUUCUCGACAUGUCGACGGUUUCCGUCAAACCACCAUUGACUCCUCCCCCCUCUAUCCCUCCUCAGCUUACCAUUCAACAUCCAUGCAGCUCAUUGAGAGAAUGCACGACUUUCCACCUACUUCCCGAAUCUUGGAAAAGACUAGAGAGGAUUGACCUAACGAAGAGCGCAUUACAGAAAUUGUGCAAAAGAAUUCUUCGUCGACGGUCCAGUUCCAGACAUCGCUGGCCGUUUCAACACGCUCCAGACUUCCUUCGUAGCUGUACACCAAGCUCUAUAAAACAUAUUAAGAAAUUUUUCCGACAGGGAGGACCCGAUCUAUCCGAUAUUCGAAAUGUAUGCUAAUUGAUCAAGUCCAUCUACAGAUCGAGAAUAACUUAAUUAUAGCAUCUUCCACCUAAAGGUUUUAAUGCCUACUCUCAUACCCCAGUCAAGUCUGGGUUUAAGAGAGAGUCG